This is a messenger RNA of Mugil cephalus (flathead mullet), 3334 nucleotides long. RefSeq lists its product as uncharacterized. Lineage: Eukaryota; Metazoa; Chordata; Actinopteri; Mugiliformes; Mugilidae. The coding region runs from base 663 to 2660 and encodes 665 amino acids. The record is from RefSeq and is a predicted model, not a curated record. The transcript has 14 exons.
ACCAGGCGGGUAUUUGAAAACACGCAACCAGCUAGCCUAGCUACUGAAGACAUUAGCUAUACUUAAAGGAAUCGUGGAAAAAGGCUUCGUUUUGCCCAUGGGCAAACAACGACUGACAACACAGUGACACCCUGACAUUAAUCUGAAAAACGCUCAAGUUGUCACAAAAGCCAAAACUAGUCCGUCGAUCUGCCAAAGAGCACGGAGAGAAGAGCGACUGUCUGCAAAUAAAAACAAGGAUAAUAUAUCACUAUCUUGCUCCACAAGGUAGAGAAAAGUGAAAGCAGGAAAUAAUCGACCCAACUGAGAUUUUGCUGACUAUCAUUUGAAGUUAUCAAAGUCUUAUAAGCUCAUAUUUUUGACAUCCUAUGGCAAGUAUAUGACAAACAUUGAUAAACAUAUUGAAAGAUUACAUUGUAUAGAGGGGGAUGCAUAACUUGAACAUUUACAUUAAUUUAUGUGAAGUGCGUUGCUAAAAGAGUGAUGCAGUGCUGAUAAAGCUAAUCGGUGCCAUGUGAAUCUGCAUUUGGCAGCAUGUUGGUCCUUUAAGUCUGAUCUCUGUGGCGACUUUCCCACGUUGGCCCACGGACCGAGAUGGGUUUUUACUGGGAACAUCCACACUGAACGACUAACCCACAACAACUAGAAAUACCACGGAGAUAAUGACAGAGAAACCAACAAAGCGCCUGAGGAAAACGUAUGGUGUCCCACAUGAAAAAGAAACACGACGUUCAGGGACAGGAAUGAAGUCAAACAAAAAAAGUGAUCGACUGCGAGGACAAACACGGAUUACUAUUGGUGUGGCUUUCCCUCGUUGGAGAACUCUGAAAGAAGAGAUGGGGCUGAGGUCAGACACCGCUGUCGCUUUACUGCUGCUGGACAGCUAUGACGAGACUAGAACUAGUCAACAAGAGUCUACAUUAUCAAGUCUUCGUUAUGAGAGAGGUUACACUACAUAUGCUGAGUCAGAGGUGACAUCACAAGAGGACAGUUUUGAGGAGAUGGAGGUCACCAUUGACGAGGAUGACUGCGACACCAUGGAGAACCUGGAUUUUGAACCUGCUAACGUGAGAGCUGCACUUGCAGAUGACAGCAGCAAUGAAGUUGUCUACUUACCACUGAUUCCUCAGAGUUCCACAACGUCUGAAUUUUUUCUGGAAUGUGAAGAGGAAGAGCUGGAGCCGUGGCAGAAACAAACUGCGCAGCUGCAUUUGAAAGCUGAGGAGGAUUCUGGAGAGUUAAGUUAUGACCAAACAGAUUAUAAGCCAGAGCCUUCACAUCUGCAGGGAAAUGUAGUGGACACCAAACCACCUGAGCUGAAAACAGAAGCUCCAGAGCAUGUUGUCUUAAACAGCCAGGUUGAAAAAAGUUCCUGUGGACUUGAUAUAAGCGGUUUGAUAGAGGACACCCCCUCAGUGUCUAGAACAGCAGGUGACGAACGUGAGUCUUGGCAGAGUUUUUGCAGAGUGACGGAUACAUGUACUGAUGCAGCAAGGUCAUUCCAGUUCAUGAAAUAUGAAGAACUAAAUGAGACAGAGAUGAAAAACCUCUUAAGAAUCAAAAACAAACUGAAACCAACAGUGAUGAUUAAUGUGGGAAUCAUGAGCGAGAGCAAGAAGAAUGGCAUCAAGCCCAUUCGAGGGAAAACCCUACCACUGCGCGUGGAGCCCCAGUGGUCAUCUGAACAACUUCUGGCAGCUGCGGUGAAAAGACUAAAUGUGUUCAACCAAGACACAGAAGAUGGAGAAUAUGUCUUACUGUAUCCUGACGGCUCUGAGAUAAAAACUCUCCCUGGCACUGACGCACCGUUUACCAUUAAAGACUACAAAGAGGCCAUUGGAAAGGCUUACCAGAGGAUCACAGUUUACAUCUGUGCUCUUGGUCCAAAGACAAAGUCAACUAUCCAGAGAAGAACAGAGAAAAGAUUCUCAAAAAGAAAAAAGAAAUCAAACAAUACAGUGAUGAUUAAUGUUGGAAUCAUGAGCGAGACCAAGAAGAAUGGCAUCAAGCCCAUUCGAGGGAAAACCCUACCACUGCGCGUGGAGCCCCAGUGGUCAUCUGAACAACUUCUGGCAGCUGCGGUGAAAAGACUAAAUGUGUUCAACCAAGACACAGAAGAUGGAGAAUAUGUCUUACUGUAUCCUGACGGCUCUGAGAUAAAAACUCUCCCUGGCACUGACACACCAUUUACCAUUAAAGACUACAAAGACGCCAUUGGAAAGGCUUACCAGAGGAUCACAGUUUACGUCUGUGCUCUCGGUCCAAAGACAAAGUCAACUAUCCAGAGAAGAAGAGAGACAGAGAAGGAAAGUUUCUCAAAAAGAAAAAAGAAAUCAAACAAUACAGUGAUGAUUAAUGUUGGAAUCAUGAGCGAGACCAAGAAGAAUGGCAUCAAGCCCAUUCGAGGGAAAACCCUACCACUGCGCGUGGAGCCCCAGUGGUCAUCUGAACAACUUCUGGCAGCUGCUGUGAAAAGACUAAAAGUGUUCAACCAAGACAUAGAAGAUGGAGAAUAUGUCUUACUGUAUCCUGACGGCUCUGAGAUAAAUACUCUCCCUGGCACUGAUGCACCAUUCACCAUUAAAGACUACAAAGAGGCCAUUGGAAAGGCUUACCAGAGGAUCACAGUUUACAUCUCUUGGAUCUUUGAUCAGCCAUAACAUUAUGACAAGUCAGUCAUAAGAGUUCUCUUGUGAUAUUUUCAGUGCAAUAAGAAAUGUUGACAUUGGAAAUAAAAAAAAUGGCUACUGCAUAGUCAAAUCACAAAUAAACUUUGAAAUGUAUAAGGCUGUUGGUUGUUAAUUAAGGAUGUGUUCAGACUCUUGCUGGACUUCCUGGGUCCUUCCAUUAAACCUUGGGCCAGUCAAUAAUCAGUCAAGUUGUAUGAGUUAUGACAAAAAUGGUAAUUAAUAAUUAUUAAAGCUAAAUCAUUUCUUCAGCUGUCAUGGUUACACAGCACCACACAUUUUAAAUGUCUUCAAUUUAAUGAUGACAGAAAUCAAUCAAGGGCGGCACAGCGGCUUGGUGGUUAACACUGAUGCCUCCCAGUGAGUAGGUCUGAGUCCAGCCUCCUUUCUGAGUGGAGUUUGCAUGUUCUCCCUGUGUCCGCAUGGGUUUUCUCCGGGUACUCCAGCUUCCUCCAAAGACAUGCUCGUUAGGUUAAUUGGUGACUCUAAAUUGAUCCUAGGUGUGAGUGUGAAUGCUUGUUUGUCUAUGUGUUGGCCCUGUGAUAGACUGGUGACUUGUCCCGCCUUGCUGUGUUUAUUGUCUAAGAAUAUCAAAAUACUCAUUUGAAAAAAAAGUAUCUGACUUGGAAUAAAAAUGGAAUAAUGAA